Messenger RNA from Colletotrichum truncatum, 1086 nucleotides. Its product is annotated as Enoyl reductase LovC 2. The record is from RefSeq and is a predicted model, not a curated record. NCBI's taxonomy places the organism in Eukaryota, Fungi, Ascomycota, Sordariomycetes, Glomerellales, Glomerellaceae. Gene Ontology annotation, molecular function: oxidoreductase activity, acting on NAD(P)H.
AUGACAACGCCGAAUAUUCCCAGCCGUCAGACCGCCGUCGUAGGGUUAGCUACUGGCGGUCUGGCUGUCACGAAUGAUGCCCCUGUGCCAGAGCUUGAGGAUGACAUGAUCCUCAUAUCAACAAAGGCUGUCGCAUUGAAUCCCGUCGACAAUAAGAUGCAAGGUCGACUGAUCACACCAGGCGCAAUCGCAGGUCACGAUUUCUCAGGCACAGUACUUGCCAUUGGCAGCAAUGCAGCAAAGGUAACGCCAGUGCCACUGGCAAUUGGUGACAGAGUGUGCAGUGCUGUCCAAGGCAUGCACGACCUCACGCCAGCUGUUGGGGCUUUUGCGGAGAUCGUUGGUGCAAGCGCGCAUGCCUGCCUCAAGGUGCCGGAAAAUAUGUCUGAUGCUCAGGCAGCAUCGUUAGGAACAGCGGUUGCAACAAUUGGGCUGGCGCUGUUCGGUUCGUUGGGCAUCCCAGGACACCCAGAUGCGCCCAUGACAGGAGAGAAGGGGAGGAAUAUCUUGAUAUAUGGUGCAAGCUCGAGUGUAGGCACAAUGGCCGUGCAACUGGCGAAGCUAUCUGGUAUGAAUGUUAUUGGGACUUGCUCGCCUAAGAACUACGACUUGGUCAAGUCUUAUGGUGCGGAUAUCCUGUUCGACUAUAACUCAAAGACAUGUAUUGAGGAUAUCAGGAGCUACACCAAGAAUGGUCUCAAGUUCGCUCUGGACUGCAUCUCCGAGGUCGACACAAUGGCGUUUUGUUACGCAUGUCUCGGUCGUACUGGAGGCAAGUACACUCGAUUGGAACCAUUUCCAGAUGUACUCCAUACGCGGAAGCAGACAGUUACUCCAGACUGGGUAUUGGGUCCUACGAUGCACGGCAAGCGGAUUAACUGGCCGCUGCCGUUUGAGCGUGACGCCAAUGCCGAGGUAAAGGAGUUUGCUCGCAAGUGGUUCGUGACCGCACAGCGACUCCUCGAUGAGGGGAAACUGCGUCCACAUCCUGUAAAACUUUUGGAAGGGUUUCCCGCCAUUCUGGAAGGGCUGAAGAUAUUGGAGAGUAAGGCAAUAUCAGGGCAAAAGCUUGUUGUACAGCUGUGA